AUGUCGUCACCGGCAGCCUCCGCCUCGGGCGACGGUAAGAAAAAGGCCGAGCAGAUCACGUUCCGCUUCUGUUCCGAAUGCAGCAACAUGCUGUACCCCAAGGAGGAUGAGGCGCAGCGCAAGCUCAUGUACACCUGCCGCACGUGCAACUACUCCGAGGAGGCCACCUCGUUUUGCGUCUACCGCAACGUUCUGAACAAUGCCUCGGGCGAGACGGCGGGUGUGACACAGGAUGUCGCCAGCGAUCCUACGCUGCCAAGAGCCAAACAAACUUGUCCGGCUUGCAACCACACGGAGUCUGUCUUCUUCCAGUCACAGCAGCGCAGCGCGGAAACGGGAAUGAAAUUGUUCUAUGUCUGCUGCAACAGCGACUGCGGCAACAUCUUUCAAUAG
Messenger RNA from Parathielavia appendiculata, 393 nucleotides. RefSeq lists its product as uncharacterized. The record is from RefSeq and is a predicted model, not a curated record. The coding region runs from base 1 to 393 and encodes 130 amino acids. Gene Ontology annotation, biological process: transcription initiation at RNA polymerase II promoter; DNA-templated transcription; maintenance of transcriptional fidelity during transcription elongation by RNA polymerase II. Gene Ontology annotation, cellular component: RNA polymerase II, core complex. The transcript is spliced from 3 exons. NCBI's taxonomy places the organism in Eukaryota, Fungi, Ascomycota, Sordariomycetes, Sordariales, Chaetomiaceae. Gene Ontology annotation, molecular function: nucleic acid binding; zinc ion binding; DNA-directed RNA polymerase activity.